Messenger RNA from Biomphalaria glabrata, 2856 nucleotides. Its product is annotated as dentin sialophosphoprotein-like. NCBI's taxonomy places the organism in Eukaryota, Metazoa, Mollusca, Gastropoda, Planorbidae. The record is from RefSeq and is a predicted model, not a curated record. Bases 1 to 2856 code for a protein of 951 amino acids. The transcript has 3 exons.
AUGUGGAAACUGAUCUAUCUGAGUCACACAGAGACACAGUCACAUAGAACACAGUCACACAGGGACACAGGGACACAAUCACAUAGGGACACAGUCACAAAGGAACACAGUCACACAGGGACACAGUCACACAGGGACAGUCACACAGGGACACAGUCACACAGGGACAGUCACACAGGGACACAGUCACAAAGGAAAACAGUCACACAGGGACACAGUCAUACAGGGACAGCCACACAGGGACACAGAGACCGUCACACAGUGACACAGGGCACAGAGAAGUGUGAGUCUGGAGGUAGCACAGAGAAGUGUGAGUCUGGAGAUAGCACAGAGAAGUGUGAGUCUGGAGGUAGCACAGAGAAGUGUGAGUCUGGAGAUAGCACAGAGAAGUGUGAGUCUGGAGAUAGCACAGAGAAGUGUGAGUCUGGAGAUAGCACAGAGAAGUGUGAGUCUGGAGGUAGCACAGAGAAGUGUGAGUCUGGAGGUAGCACAGAGAAGUGUGAGUCUGGAGGUAGCACAGAGAAGUGUGAGUCUGGAGGUAGCACAGAGAAGUGUGAGUCUGGAGGUAGCACAGAGAAGUGUGAGUCUGGAGGUAGCACAGAAAAGUGUGAAUCUGGAAGUAGCACAGAGAAGUGUGAGUCUGGAGGUAGCACAGAGAAGUGUGAGUCUGGAGGUAGCACAGAGAAGUGUGAGUCUGGAGGUAGCACAGACAAGUGUGAGUCUGGAGAGAAGUGUGAGUCUGGAGGUAGAACAGACAAGUGUGAGUCUGGAGGUAGCACAGAGAAGUGUGAGUCUGGAGGUAGCACAGACAAGUGUGAGUCUGGAGGUAGAACAGACAAGUGUGAGUCUGGAGGUAGCACAGAGAAGUGUGAGUCUGGAGGUAGCACAGAGAAGUGUGAGUCUGGAGGUAGCACAGACAAGUGUGAGUCUGGAGAUAGCACAGAGAAGUGUGAGUCUGGAGGUAGCACAGAGAAGUGUGAGUCUGGAGGUAGCACAGAGAAGUGUGAGUCUGGAGGUAGCACAGAGAAGUGUGAGUCUGGAGGUAGCACAGAGAAGUGUGAGUCUGGAGGUAGCACAGAGAAGUGUGAGUCUGGAGGUAGCACAGAGAAGUGUGAGUCUGGAGGUAGAACAGACAAGUGUGAGUCUGGAGGUAGCACAGAGAAGUGUGAGUCUGGAGGUAGCACAGAGAAGUGUGAAUCUGGAAGUAGCACAGAGAAGUGUGAGUCUGGAGGUAGCACAGAGAAGUGUGAGUCUGGAGGUAGCACAGAAAAGUGUGAGUCUGGAGGUAGCACAGAGAAGUGUGAGUCUGGAGGUAGAACAGACAAGUGUGAGUCUGGAGGUAGCACAGAGAAGUGUGAGACUGGAGAUAGCACAGAGAAGUGUGAGUCUGGAGGUAGCACAGACAAGUGUGAGUCUGGAGGUAGCACAGAGAAGUGUGAGUCUGGAGGUAGCACAGAGAAGUGUGAGUCUGGAGGUAGCACAGAGAAGUGUGAGUCUGGAGAUAGCACAGAGAAGUGUGAGUCUGGAGGUAGAACAGAGAAGUGUGAGUCUGGAGGUAGCACAGAGAAGUGUGAGUCUGGAGGUAGCACAGAGAAGUGUGAGUCUGGAGGUAGCACAGACAAGUGUGAGUCUGGAGAUAGCACAGAGAAGUGUGAGUCUGGAGGUAGCACAGAGAAGUGUGAGUCUGGAGGUAGCACAGAGAAGUGUGAGUCUGGAGGUAGCACAGAGAAGUGUGAGUCUGGAGGUAGCACAGAGAAGUGUGAGUCUGGAGGUAGCACAGAGAAGUGUGAGUCUGGAGGUAGCACAGAGAAGUGUGAGUCUGGAGGUAGAACAGACAAGUGUGAGUCUGGAGGUAGCACAGAGAAGUGUGAGUCUGGAGGUAGCACAGAGAAGUGUGAAUCUGGAAGUAGCACAGAGAAGUGUGAGUCUGGAGGUAGCACAGAGAAGUGUGAGUCUGGAGGUAGCACAGAAAAGUGUGAGUCUGGAGGUAGCACAGAGAAGUGUGAGUCUGGAGGUAGAACAGACAAGUGUGAGUCUGGAGGUAGCACAGAGAAGUGUGAGACUGGAGAUAGCACAGAGAAGUGUGAGUCUGGAGGUAGCACAGACAAGUGUGAGUCUGGAGGUAGCACAGAGAAGUGUGAGUCUGGAGGUAGCACAGAGAAGUGUGAGUCUGGAGGUAGCACAGAGAAGUGUGAGUCUGGAGGUAGAACAGACAAGUGUGAGUCUGGAGGUAGCACAGAGAAGUGUGAGACUGGAGAUAGCACAGAGAAGUGUGAGUCUGGAGGUAGCACAGACAAGUGUGAGUCUGGAGGUAGCACAGAGAAGUGUGAGUCUGGAGGUAGCACAGAGAAGUGUGAGUCUGGAGGUAGCACAGAGAAGUGUGAGUCUGGAGAUAGCACAGAGAAGUGUGAGUCUGGAGGUAGCACAGAGAAGUGUGAGUCUGGAGAUAGCACAGAGAAGUGUGAGUCUGGAGGUAGAACAGACAAGUGUGAGUCUGGAGGUAGCACAGAGAAGUGUGAGUCUGGAGGUAGCACAGAGAAGUGUGAGUCUGGAGAUAGCACAGAGAAGUGUGAGUCUGGAGGUAGAACAGAGAAGUGUGAGUCUGGAGGUAGAACAGACAAGUGUGAGUCUGGAGGUAGCACAGAGAAGUGUGAGUCUGGAGGUAGCACAGACAAGUGUGAGUCUGGAGAUAGCACAGAGAAGUGUGAGUCUGGAGGUAGCACAGAGAAGUGUGAGUCUGGAGAUAGCACAGACAAGUUUGAAUCUGGAAUCUGCAAGUUCAAGGAAAUGCGCAUUGGUGAGAUUAACAGAAUUAUCAAAAAAGCUAAAUUUAAUAAUUGUUCAAUCCUUUCGUGA